GUGCGAAAGCGCUGAGGGAAUCGCAAUUCACUAAACAGGGUAGAGGGGUUGAACCCUUUUUCCUCUUUUCGUUGUUUAAUAUUAUCCCCUGGCUGAUUUGUGCCCUCCGACGGCCCUUUAAUUUAAAUCGAAGGAGGGAACAAAAGAAGGAAUAAAAAGAAGACGACGAAUUGACGGCGAUAAUCAAUUACUAAAAUCCCUGGCACACAUCUACAAACGAGGAAGUGUGACAAUUCCAGGACUUCCACCUUACCCUACUCUGUUGUCUUAAGGGAAAAAACAGGCCUGUCGAAGCGCAGGCCAAAUAUACUGUCGCAAAAGUGGCCGCACGAGCGUCGCGCUACUAUACGAACCACCCAUCUAUUCAGAUCCGGCAGCGACUUGACCCGGUGGGAUCGAAAAAUCUGGCCAAGCCGACGGUAUUGAGGGGCAGCUUCCACAGCUGUCCCGAUCUGUCCGCGCUACAGAUAUCAUCCCUGCCGCCUCCCCCGAGAAGCGCAAACGACGAUCCAUCAUCUCCUUCGUUCCACGAGGGGCACCCGACCACCGCACCACUAUCCCGCUCUGCAUCCCCCGACGCCGUCAGCCUUCACCACGGUCCUCGAAAAUCAGUAUCGACCAGAAAGCGGGUUUCUAAAAAGGCGCGCGGCGUCCUGGGCAAGGUUCGGGCCUUCCAAAGGAUCGCUGCGGCCAAGAUGGCUCAUCCUACCAUCAAAAUCGAUACCAGCGUACAGGCGACCAAGCGGGCGCAUCCUGGAGACCCGGAGGAAGGUCUAGAGGGACUCGAUGACCCGGAUCAGGAAUUUUUCGGUCUGGAAGCGGGUGAUAAUGAACAGAUUCCUCCAUUUCUCUGUCAGUCAGGUUUAGAAAUUCAUCAUCGGUUCGAAGAACUGGAAUGGCUACAAAGAACUCGUGUUGCAGAGGGGAUACAGGCCAACGACCCCUCUCACCGGUGGGCUCUAGAGACGAAUCCCGAGGUCAAAGCACGGAACCGCUACAUGAACGUGCAAGCGUGGGCGAACUCUCGCAUCCACCUACAGGUUGCCGAGGGGGAGUGUGAUUUCAUCAAUGCAUCCCCCAUAGCUUUGAUGGAUUCGGUGUCGGAGCAGGAGCGGAGGUACAUUGCCACCCAGGGUCCGAAGGUUGGUAACAUCGCCCACUUCUGGCAUAUGGUCUUUCACGAAUCCAAAGACGUCGGGGUCAUCGUCAUGCUCACCCAAACCUUUGAGUUGGGCCGAGAGAAAUGCUCCCAGUACUUUCCGAUCAAUCCAGAUAAACCUUCCAUGCUUCUCCGCGACGACGAUACCGAUCCAUUCAUAAAUGAGGAAGACCAAGAAACGGGCGCGCUGGCUCAAGUCACUCUCCUCGAGACCACCUUGGACCCUGAUUCUCGCUCAGAAAUCCGCAAAUUGGAGCUAACGGUGGGAACGGAAUCCAAGAUUGUCUGGCACUUUCUCUUCGCCGGCUGGGCGGAUUAUUCAAAACCAGAAGGCGAAGACCGCGACGCGCUACUCCAGCUGAUCAGGCUCUCGGGCGAGAAAUGCACUCCCGACAACCCGCGCAUUGUGCAUUGUAGCGCGGGCGUGGGGCGGACCGGCACGUUCAUCGCUCUCGACCACCUGCUACAGGAGCUCGAAUCGGGCCAGCUACUCGAGGUUGACGACCCGGACGUCGACCCCGUCUUCGAGGUUGUCAACGAGAUGCGCGAACAGCGCAUGAUGAUGGUUUACAACGAAAUGCAGCUGCAGUUCAUCUACGAAGUCCUGCGGGAGCAGGCCGAUAUCAAACUCGGCAAGAUACCCAGUUCCACCGGUCGCAGGUCGGAUGAAAGGUCCACCAAAAUGGCCAAGCUGUCCGACGAGUCGGAGUAUCUACCCUCGUCUAAGCCAGAGUUGAGGCCGACAGGUGACCCUUCCACGCCGACCAGAAGCAGCUCAGGCACUGCGGCGGAAUCUGACGAUGAUCAAUGAACUUGGCUCUAUGUUUUGUUUCUGGUACCCCAUAAUUCGAGGAUCGCAUGC
This is a messenger RNA of Aspergillus candidus, 2021 nucleotides long. It is a transcript of the gene ptpB, whose product is annotated as tyrosine protein phosphatase PTP1. The transcript has 3 exons. The record is from RefSeq and is a predicted model, not a curated record. Gene Ontology annotation, biological process: protein dephosphorylation. Bases 696 to 1970 code for a protein of 424 amino acids. NCBI's taxonomy places the organism in Eukaryota, Fungi, Ascomycota, Eurotiomycetes, Eurotiales, Aspergillaceae. Gene Ontology annotation, molecular function: protein tyrosine phosphatase activity.